UUUAAUAUUGAAGUAAUUAAUUUAUGUACAUGGUGAAAGGGAAGAGCCAGCAUCCUUGUUGGGAGCGGGGAUAGAUCAGGGAAUGAUAUUCAUCAGUUUAAGCUUAAUACCAUGAAAAUGUGCCGAUGGCACGAUCUGUAGUGCAGCCUGAGGAGGAAUUUAACUGAUUAAUAAGGCAGACAGACAGAGAUUGCGCUGAGUGUAUCAUCUGAUGUCGGCUUUCUGAAGAGCGAUUUUCGACUGCACGACUUACUCAAGACUAUAUCCCCCCGACAAUGGAGUUUGGGGAAAGGAAGAGGAGAAGGAAGUCACAGAGCUUUAAACUGGUCACGGAUGAAGCAGGUAGUUCCCCUUCAACAAUGAUGAAUUCCAACUGCAAAAAUGUCAAUGGAGAGUCUAAGGAUGCUGCAGUGCAUGAUGUUUGGCUGAGGGAUGAGGGAGUGGAGAUCAAGAGGCAAAUCACAGGAAUGAUGAGGCUUCUGAGUGAUAAGACAGGCAGGGUGUAUCAGCGUGUGGUGACAGAGAAGGAAAGCUUAACAAAGGAGCCCCAGGAUAGGAAUCUGACCUGGGCAAAUCAGCCUGCACCUUCAUGUCUUGUAUCAGAGGACCACCAGAGCAACAGCUGGAACUCUGCGGGGGACCCAGGUCCAGCUCCAGCUCCACCUUCAUCCAUUUCCACCUCCACCGUCAACGGUCCAGGCUGUGGGCAGUACAGCACCCGCUCCAAGGCCUUGAGGAUCCUGAACCACACCAAGGAUCUGAUCAAAACUAAUGACGCUAACGCAGAUGUAGUCCCUCCUGCUGCGCCCGAGACACCCUGCUGUAUGUGUAACUGUAAGGGCACUUUGCAGUCUAUUUUGCAGGAAAUGCGUGCCAUGAGGAGGCUGAUGCAAACUCAAAAAGGAUCCUUGGAAAGACAGGAUGAGGCAGCAUCACCAUGCCAACCUCGUCUUGUACCAAGCCCUGUUCCUCGCUGUAGGCCGCGCAAGAGAAGGCCAAUCUAUAAAGUGGCACCACUUACUGUGUCUAGUACUAGGAGAGCUGCUCUUGCCCCUCUCGAGGCAUCACCACUUAUAGCUGCACCUGCAGAAUCUGGAAAGAGGGAGGAAUGUGAGAAAGAGCAAGGCUCAUCUACACCAAACAGCCAUCCCACAUCCUCUGCUCUUUCUGUGCUGCCACGUCAAAACAACCCAGUUAUUGUCAACAACAGACACAAUACUCUCCUGAACAAACUCAGGGAGCCUCACUUGUUAGAGUCUGAGGUGCGUCUUGCAGAGGAUUAUGACGUGUAUAUCUCAAAGGCUCAGCUUGACUCCAUUCUGGUCAACUAUACACGCUCUGGCAGCCUGCUGUUCCGGAAACUGGUGUGUGCCUUCUUUGACGAUACUACACUUGCUAACUCAUUGCCAAAUGGCAAAAGGAAGAGAGGGCUCAAUGAUAACCGUAAGGGCUUGGACCAGAACAUUGUGGGCGCCAUUAAAGUGUUUACAGAGAAAUACUGCACAGAACACAAAAUAGAAAAGUUGCCCGGUCCACGGGACUGGGUUCAGAUCCUUCAAGAUCAGAUCAAACUUGCCAGGAGGAGGCUGAAAAGAGAUGCUGCAGAAGCAGAAGAAAUCUUAAAAGGAUCUUCCACAUGCUGUGAUUAUAACAAGCCCGCAAGUGUGGAGGGGCCUGCAGUGGACAUGACUGGUUGAUUUAAGGGCUGUCACAAUGGCCUUACAGAAGAUUUGUUGAAUGUCUUUGUUACUUGAUUACUUGUGUUGAAUGUCUUUGUUACUUGAUUACUUGUGUAACUUGAUGCAUUUUGCCACUUUAGAUAUUUCCUUUGCAUCUGCUCUAUGUUAUGGAUGUAAAGUGGGGGGGGAGGAACAAAUAAAGAGGAAGUCUGCUUCUCACUCCCUCCCCUUCUCUCUUUCACACACACACAAAGACAGAUUUUGUGGUCCUUGAGACUUUUCAAUACACAGAUACUGCGAUCCAGGAUUUUGUGCCAAUAUACACUAUACAAUUGUUAAAUAAUGUCAGAUCAUGUUCUUGUUUAGAAGUGACUUGAUGUUUUCAUUAUACGCUACAGCUUUUACCUAGUUCUCAUAUGUCCUUAAUAGGAGUCACAAGUUUAAUACAAAACGAAGUUGGCCUAUUGUAACCGUAGAAUUAAUAUACACAAAUUAUUUUUACGGAAAGUUUUCCAUCGUGGAUUGUGCCUUAAGUGACCAGUACUUCACUCGGUGUAAUGUGUGGUGAAGUGUCAAGAUUCAUUACAAACAUACAUCCAAAGGUAAAUAUGUGUAAUGGGCAAUUUUGCAAAUGAAAAAUAAGUUGGUAAGCUACAAUUGGUUGAAAAUGAUUAAAUGUAUAAUAUUAUAUGAAUAGUAUUAUUUUUUUAUUUUCAUUAUUUGAAUUGUAAUAAUGCAAUGCAUUACUACUGUGCUUGUUGUUAAUAUUGUCAUGAAGUACCAAUUUAUUUCAUGUUCAA
This is a messenger RNA of Eleginops maclovinus (Patagonian blennie), 2479 nucleotides long. It is a transcript of the gene bend7, whose product is annotated as BEN domain containing 7. The transcript is spliced from 10 exons. The record is from RefSeq and is a predicted model, not a curated record. The coding region runs from base 276 to 1697 and encodes 473 amino acids. Lineage: Eukaryota; Metazoa; Chordata; Actinopteri; Perciformes; Eleginopidae. Gene Ontology annotation, molecular function: DNA binding.